Messenger RNA from Oryzias latipes (Japanese medaka), 3604 nucleotides. RefSeq names its product pyruvate dehydrogenase kinase, isozyme 3a (gene pdk3a). Gene Ontology annotation, cellular component: mitochondrion. Gene Ontology annotation, biological process: protein phosphorylation; regulation of glucose metabolic process. Gene Ontology annotation, molecular function: pyruvate dehydrogenase (acetyl-transferring) kinase activity. The record is from RefSeq and is a predicted model, not a curated record. NCBI's taxonomy places the organism in Eukaryota, Metazoa, Chordata, Actinopteri, Beloniformes, Adrianichthyidae.
AGUGUUCAUUCGUCCCGUCGUUUGCGUUAACGUCAAGGAGCUGAUCUGAACAUCCACAAAUGUAGAUCCAGGAAGCUGAAUUGGAAGCGUUCGUGUCGGGUCUCGUAACCGUAUGGACCUCACCGCAUCGCGCCUUUCCGAACCCGGGUCGGAGGACGGAAAUGCGGACAGAGAGAGAAGAGGACUGCCGCUGUCACCGGCGGUGAAAUGCUCUCAUUUGUCCUGAGCCAGCCUCUGACGUCACAGCCAGACAACAUCAUCGUUAAACUUUCAAAAUGAGGCUCUUUCUGUCUCUGCUCAAAAAUGCCCACCCGAAAAUCGAGUACUACUCCCGCUAUUCCCCAUCGCCGCUCUCCAUCAAGCAGUUUUUGGAUUUCGGAAGGGAUAAUGCAUGUGAAAAAACCUCCUACGUGUUUCUGCGGAAGGAGCUGCCGGUGCGGUUGGCCAACACCAUGAGAGAGGUUAACCUGCUGCCUGAUAAACUGCUGAGUCAGCCCUCCGUCAGGUUGGUCCAGAAAUGGUACAUGCAGAGUUUUGUGGAGCUGCUGGACUAUGAGAACAGGAAGCCAGAGGAUCCUCACACUCUGAAUGACUUCCUUGAGGUCCUAAUCGAGAUCCGGAACCGGCACAACGAUGUGGUUCCCACCAUGGCUCAGGGAGUCAUAGAGUACAAGGAGAAGUUUGGCUUCGACCCCUUUGUCAGCAGCAACAUCCAGUAUUUUCUCGACCGCUUUUACACCAACCGCAUUUCUUUUCGCAUGCUGAUCAACCAGCACACACUCCUGUUUGGUAACGACACCAACCCAGCCCAUCCGAAGCACAUUGGCAGCAUCGAUCCAACCUGCAAUGUCGCCGAAGUUGUGAAGGAUGCCUAUGACACUGCCAAGAUGCUGUGUGAGAAGUACUACUUCGCAGCUCCAGAGCUCAAGAUCGAGGAGUUUAACAUGAAGGCUCCUAAUAAGCCCAUCCAGGUGGUGUAUGUCCCCUCUCACCUGUUCCACAUGCUGUUUGAGCUCUUCAAGAAUUCAAUGAGGGCGACGGUGGAACUCCAUGAGAACAGUGCAGAGGGAUUACCCCCUGUGAAAACCAGAGUCACUUUGGGUAAAGAGGAUCUCUCUGUAAAGAUCAGCGAUAAAGGAGGAGGAGUACCUCUGAGGAAGAUCGAUCGUCUGUUUAACUACAUGUACUCCACUGCCCCGACACCAAGCCUCGAGCCGGGAGCUGUACCACUGGCUGGUUUUGGCUAUGGCUUACCGAUCUCUAGACUCUAUGCUCGGUACUUUCAGGGUGAUCUGAAGCUCUACUCCAUGGAGGGAGUUGGCACCGAUGCUGUCAUCUAUCUGAAGGCUCUGUCUAGUGAAUCCUUCGAGCGCUUGCCAGUCUUCAACAAAUCAGCAUGGAGGCAUUACAAGACCAGCCCUGAGGCGGAUGACUGGAGCAACCCCAGCAAAGAACCACGUGACGCCAGCAAGUCUAUAUACAAAGCCAACAGAUAAUCGGUCUGCCUGGCCUGCUGCUGUAGCCCUCGGUGGAGCCUGAACGCUGACGUGUUGCCCAUGGGGUGGUACAUGGUUAAGGAUCCUACUUCCUUUUACAUUCCACUGUUAAGGGGUCUGUUAGUGUGGAGGGGGGUGACCUCGACCUUAACCUACACUCAAUGGCAACAUCCUGAAUCCGUAUAGUUUUUUGUGUUUAUGGCUCAAAUGUAAGCAUGAGCCUUCUUUUGAUUGUAGAUCCCCCUACGUGUAACUCCAUUAACGUGUGGCCGGUUAUUUUAGGGGAUUAGGACACGUUUAGAUGCUGUCCUCCUGCAACAUUCACUCCAUCACUCCCCCCCAGCUUGUGCAGUUUGACUGGCCUCAGCUUUGCUGAGUCGGUCGUUGCUGGCGUUGCUGUGGCUGAAUAAGCCACACACUGCUGAGUGUUUUCCUCUCCAUCGGUAAGAGCCAGUGUUCUGUUUCCUCCUCUCCAUCUGCAGGAAAGUGUCAGGCGGGGUGAGGUUCAGUACGAACGUGAACAAAAGGAGGUUUCAUUAUUUUCCCCUUUGGGGAAACGGUUUCCAUUGAGUGCAGUUAGCAUGGAGAAGUCUUAUUUGGGUUUCACUUUUUCAGGGGGAAAAAUAAAAUGUUUAUAGUUGGGGGGAGGGGGGAUGGCACCUUUCAAAAUAAAAGACAAAGGAAACCAUGCAUCACUUUAUUAUUUUUGACGAACUAGAAGUCAGGGAUUUUUAUUUUAUUUUUUUUAAAGAAGGAAUUACUUCUAGAAACUUAAUGUAUAUUUGAUGUGUUUUUUAUGUGUUGAUGGCCCUUAAGGGUUUAAAAGGGAAGACAUGAAAAAUAAACUAUAUUUUUAGCGUUUUCAUCUUCAGGUUUUCCCACUAAAAUUAACCACCUGCAGGUAAUGGUUCAUCCCUGCGUUCUAACUGAACCACCUUUGAAGGAAGAGGGGAGCUUCUGUCAGGUUCUGUCAUUCCAGCACUGUUUGCCGAUUGUUUUUUGAAAGAAAUUGAUCUUAUCUGUCCAUCUUUGGACACUUUAUGUCAUUUAUGGUGUUGCCUGCUUGUCAUGGUGAGAAAAACCACAUCCUCAUGCUUAACUUGCAUCUUUGGGUUGAUUUAGUCAGCCUUGUGACUAACUCUUCUCAGUUUUUGUGGAUGAAAUUGGACAGAGUUAGCAUUUUUCAAAAUGCACUUGUAUUUUUUUUUUACAGGUAAAGAUUCUAUCAAAAGAAAAUGCAGCUAGAAUACCUAAUAGUUUUUGAAGUGUUGAAGAUUACCUUUGUAGAAUUUCUUUUACUUUAUAUGUUCAACAAGAAUGGUUUACGUAGAGCUAAAUCUGAAAAUUAUGACCAGAAGAGAACCAUGUGUAGCCAAAAUAAUAUUUCCAGUGUCUGACUAUGACUCUGAUGGGUCAUUAUCAGUAUCUUUUCAUUACUUUUUCUCUUCAGAUUAUAAUUGAAAAUCAUUUUAGUAAAAUCCCAACCUUUUGGGGGGGAUAUUCCAAAACUUGGUAUAUUAAAAGCCCACGAUGGUAAGUUUCGACUGACUUUAUUUUAUUUUCUCAUCUCCUUCAGCUUCGUCUGAUGCAAAACAGCAGAAGAAUUCCCUGUUCGACUGUGUGUAGGCUCAUUUCAAGCCUCUGUGUCAGAGUUUAUCCCUGCCAAUGCCUUAGAAACCUGCCAGUCUCAUCGAGUGACAUUGCUUCUAUAAUAGAAAUGUUUGACUAUAGAGUAGCAGUUGUAACUGUGAGACUAUAAAAAUCCCACCUUAUUAAAAAUGAAAAGCAGAAUCAUUUUCCAACUCAGAUGAUAAGCUUCACUGUCAAAGACGGCCUUUGGAGCGUUUUGGAGAAUAGUGCACGGAAAAUGUCACGUGUGAUGCUGUGUGAACAGUGUGGUGUGACCCACUGUGUUUUCCAUCCUGCUGUACAUUGUGCUUAAAUUAUGUGUCUGCAUGAACCUUCUAAUAGAAGAGGCAGCCAUGCAUAAUAUGCGAAACCCACCCAAAAAAAAGGAGGGGGGGGGGGGCAGGUCCAUCCUAUAAUGGAGCAUGAGAUCCAUUUACUGUAUCAUUGUCCCACUUGAUAAUAAAGAAAAGUCAGUGUGA